Molecule: messenger RNA, 264 nt
Organism: Fusarium sp. VM40
Lineage: Eukaryota; Fungi; Ascomycota; Sordariomycetes; Hypocreales; Nectriaceae
Source: the annotation of a GenBank genome assembly
AUGUGCGGAAUUGUGCCAUUUUUCAGAGGCCUUUAUGAAGAUGUCGUAGAGGCCAUUGACGACCUCUUCCCAAAACGCUCUACCGACACCGCCCCGCUCAUGGAUAAUCGGCAAUCCUUCCAGUUUGCUCAGCCUCACCAACAGGCAUACACCUCAGCCGCUCGUCCUGUGGCCGCAAGUAGUCGUCGCGCUACGGAACGACUGGAGGUUAGGACUGCUGCGGCGCGGAUGCCUUCACCGCCUAGAGGUCCACCGACUAGAUGA